Molecule: messenger RNA, 1587 nt
Organism: Aplosporella prunicola CBS 121167
Lineage: Eukaryota; Fungi; Ascomycota; Dothideomycetes; Botryosphaeriales; Aplosporellaceae
Exons: 1
Source: RefSeq, a predicted model, not a curated record
CACUCUCCCAAUUCAAGAGCUAGGAACACCAUGGGUGAAAUUCAAGACGAGGCCCAAGACUUGCUGCGCCGAUGCAACCAACUACUCUCCGAGCUCGACCAGUUCGAGCAACUGCUCACCGGGACCAAAAAACCUCCCGUUUAUGGCCACCGCACCCUGAUGCAAGACACCCAGGCCGAGAAGCGCUUCAUCGAACGCCUUCUACUGGACUCGCCAGAGAGCGGCGGCCGCAUCAAGCACCAGCUCAGCUCGACCAAUCUCGCCUCCUACGAGGCCAUCUGGGCCACCGUCAAGCAGUGCCGCGGCCUGGUCGCGCUGCGCCAGACCUUCUGGCGCAACCCCUCGGAGCCCAAGCCCUCGCAUCGCGGCCUCUCGCCUGCGUCCAAAGCAGCCGCUGACCGCAAGAAGACGCGCGACGGCGUGCUGGUGGACGCUGUCGUCGAGGGCGGCGCCGAGUGGGUCAAAGUGUCGGCCAUCUCGGAGCGGCAGCUCAUCUUCCAGAUGGCGCGGCAGGGCUGGCACAACGACUCGGACAGCGACAGCGACGACGAGGACUCGGGGCGGCCUGGCCCUGGUGCUAUUGACUUGGAUGACGACAGCGACGACGACGAGGACGAGGUCGGCAUCGUCAAGACGGCUAGGGCGCUGGCGCGCGCUGCCCGCGCGAAUAGAUACAAGUACCGGCACCCGCGCGUGCGCCUCGUGCUGGUCAAGAUCACCGAGGGCCGGAUCAAAGAAGUCGACGCCCUCCUCGCCCGCAUCCGCAGCAGCACCGGCAUCGAGCUAGAAACGUCCUCUACCACCACCACCUCCUCCUCCUCCUCAUCACCCGCGCCCUCUCCCUCUCCCUCGCCCACGCUCACCACCCUCCUGCACGACGCCACGCACGCCUUCACCCCGACCCUCAACAUCGACUGCACGCUCCUCGUCGCCCUGGCCUCGGACAUCUCGCACUCGCGCGUCGCGCCCCAGCCCUGGUACCCGGGCGCCGUGCGCGCGCAGAUCCGCGACGAAGCCAGCAGCGCCCUGCUGCCGCGCGCGCUGUACCCGGCCCUGGCCGGGCGCCAGCUCGUCUGCACCGCCGCCGCCGCGCGCCGCAUGCGCGAGAUCGUGGCCACGAUUGGCACCGAGACCGAGGUGGCGCGCGCGGGCAUCCUGCUGGACGGCGGCGGCGGCGACGAAUUAGACGCAGGCGAAGCAGUAACGGCGGCAGAGGCAGAGGGCGCGCCGCCUUCCCUGCUCGACCAGCUGCAGGCCCUCUCCAUCCACGCCGUGCCCGCCGACCUGCAGCUCCCCAUCCGCAUCGUGCAGACGCCCUACGACGACGCCGACCCCUCGGCGCAGGACCCGGACCCGGCGCUGCCGCCCGUGGCGCGCGCCGUCGCCGCCAAGCUCACCCCGAUCAACCGCUCCAUCUUCCUGUACGGCUGGGCCGUGGGCGCGACGACGCUGUCGUCGAACGGGACCGUGGCGCGGCAGAUUGAGGGCCUGGUCGAGCGGCACCGCACGCGCGACGACGAGGUCGGGCCCGACGUGUGGGUUUGCCCGGUGGCGAGGAGCUUGGUGGCGAAAAGGGGGAGGCGGGAG